Talaromyces amestolkiae is the source of this 951-nucleotide messenger RNA. RefSeq lists its product as uncharacterized. Lineage: Eukaryota; Fungi; Ascomycota; Eurotiomycetes; Eurotiales; Trichocomaceae. Gene Ontology annotation, biological process: riboflavin biosynthetic process. The record is from RefSeq and is a predicted model, not a curated record. The transcript has a single exon. The coding region runs from base 1 to 951 and encodes 316 amino acids. Gene Ontology annotation, molecular function: 5-amino-6-(5-phosphoribosylamino)uracil reductase activity.
AUGUCAAACCAGCCCCGCGACAUUUUAUAUUUCCCGCCAUCAUCACGGCCCUUCCUCGACCCUUAUCUACCUCCAUCAUCAGACGACACACACACAACAAAGGAAAAUGAACUAUCGCGACCAUUUACAACACUCACAUUCGCCACAUCCCUUGACUCUUCUCUCUCUUUAGCUCCAGGUGUGCGUACUACCCUGUCCGGGCCACAAUCAAAAGCAAUGACACACUACCUCCGCUUCCGCCAUGAAGCAAUCCUGGUUGGCGUCGGGACUGCAAUUGCAGAUGAUCCCGGUCUUAAUUGUCGCAUUGAAGGUGCGAGUGGUUACGAGGGACAGCCUGAAGCGUCGAGUGUAGAAUUCAAAGACAAGAAUCACCUUGAUCCAAUCCAAACGGAGACUAUUCGACAACAGCAAGAUUUGCUACACCAGCCGAGGCCCAUCAUCAUUGACCCGAAUGCUCGCUGGGAGCCGCGAGAGUCUAGCAAGAUUAUCGAAUUAGUCAAACAGAGCAAAGGCAAAGCACCAUUCGUCAUAACAUCAAAAUCCACAUCUCCACCCGAAGAAGCACGAAACCUUCUCGAGAAAUAUGGCGGAAAAUACAUUGCCUUGGACACUAUUUCCAGUGCUAAGGAUGGCGCUGCACAUCAACAUUUUGACUGGACCCUGAUCCUCAACGUUCUCGCAACGCAGGAAAACAUCAAAAGUAUAAUGAUCGAAGGCGGCGGCUCAAUCAUCAACUCCCUCCUCUCAGAACAGCGUUAUACCGCUCUCAUUGAUUCUGUCAUCGUGACUAUAGCGCCUACAUGGCUGGGCCAGGGGGGUGUGGUAGUCUCGCCCGAAAGGCGCGUUGAUGAGCAUGGAUAUGCGAUACCGGCUUCGAGGCUGACGGAUGUUAAAUGGUACCCGUUUGGGGAAGAUGUGGUCUUGUGUGGAAGGAUUAAAGGUGUUAAUUGA